This is a messenger RNA of Equus caballus (horse), 3855 nucleotides long. The record is from RefSeq and is a predicted model, not a curated record. NCBI's taxonomy places the organism in Eukaryota, Metazoa, Chordata, Mammalia, Perissodactyla, Equidae.
CUUUAUUGCUGUUCAGCACAGAGCGAAUUAAUGCUCCCUCUACUCCUUCACUAUCCCAGGAGAGAUUACCUUCUGAGGCUGGGAGGACGUGUGGUGGAACCGGGGUGGGGGUGGGCAUGGAGACCUCUCAGGGGUCCCAUCCCUCCUACCUACACCCCAACUCUGCUCGCACCUGCUUCCUUCCAGAGCCGGCUGGGGUGCGGAGGGGCGAGGCGCGAUGAGUACGGCCGCUGCUUUGGGGACUGAGGCACCUUGGCGGUGGGCUCCUGGGUCUCUCUACCCCUCCCUGUCCCCUCCCCGCCUUUUUGGCUCCGGGCGGGCCGCUCCUCCUCCCCGCAGUGAGCGAAGCCGGCGCGCGCUAGGACCGCGGCGCGCCGCCCUCCGCCGCUAUAAGAGGCCGCGCUGGGGCCCCACGCGGACCCACGGCUCCGACCGGUCCCCGCGUCCCGGCCCGCGCUGGACCCGAGGGCUGACCGGCCGCUGCGCAGCCCACGCCAGCCCGGGGCCUGCGAGGGACUCGCGCCCCGGGGACCCCACUGCGGACACCAUGGGCGCUGCCCACUCCGCCUCCGAGGAGGUGCGAGAGCUCGUGGGCAAGACCGGCUUCUCAUCAGACCAGAUCGAGCAGCUCCACCGACGGUUUAAGCAGCUGAGCGGAGACCAGCCCACCAUUCGCAAGGAGAACUUCAACAACGUCCCGGACCUGGACCUCAACCCUAUCCGAUCCAAAAUCAUCCGUGCCUUCUUCGACAACAGGAACCUGCGCAAGGGGCCCAGUGGCGUGGCCGACGAGAUCAACUUUGAGGACUUCCUGACCAUCAUGUCCUACUUCCGGCCCAUCGACAUCACCAUGGACGAGGAGCAGGUGCAGCUGUGCCGGAAAGAGAAGCUGAGAUUUCUGUUCCACAUGUAUGACUCAGACAGCGACGGCCGCAUCACCCUGGAAGAAUAUCGAAAUGUGGUGGAGGAGCUGCUCUCAGGGAACCCCCACAUCGAGAAGGAGUCGGCUCGCUCCAUCGCCGACGGGGCCAUGAUGGAGGCGGCCAGCGUCUGUGUGGGGCAGAUGGAGACUGACCACAGGUCCCAACCUGGAGAGCAGGGCCAGGCAGGGAAGCCUGGCUCUGGGGUCCUGUGGGCCCAGCCAAGCAGCUUCUCUGGGCUCUAGGAGAGCACCUGGCACACUGCCAGGCCCGGUGAGCGCACAGCACAGGCUCGCUUUAAUUUAUUCACAAGUGGCGGGGAGGGGGUGUGUGGGGUCAUGUGGUCUGGGGUCCAGGAGGAGCCGGGAGUGGAGGGUGUGUGCUGCAGAGGGUGGAAGUCCCUCGCUGGUCCAAGGAGAGCGCGAGAGGAUUGGACCAGAGGUGUUUCUGAGGCCGCCACCGGUGCUCCAGGCCGGGGCUGCAGGUGGAGCUGUGAUGGGGUGGGAAGGCAGGCAGGGCCACCACGGGAGCAUGAACACAAAUGCCGGCCACUCCUUGAGGCUCGUCAGGGUCACCCUGGUGUAGAAAUGGCCGGGUCAUUUCUCAGAACUGGCGUGGUCAUGCCUGUGACGGACUCAGGCAAGUCAGAGCAGGGUGUCCUCACCUGCACCGUUGACACGGGGGCUGGCAGCUCUCUGUGUGGGGGCCGUCCUGGGCGUUGUAGGGUGUCGAGCAGCAUCUCCGGCCUCUAGCCACUAGAUGCCAGCCACACCCUCCAAAUUGUGACCACCAAAAAUGCCUCUGGACGUUGCCAAAUGUCCCAGGGAGCAGUGGGGGGCAAAAUCGCCCCCGAGGAAGAACCAUUGCACUAGGGGCCACAGGAAUAGGCACAGCUCGGAGACAUUGCAGGUUCCGUUCCAGACUGUUGCAAGGAAGCGAAUAUCGCAAUGAAACAAAUAUCGCAAUCAAGUGAGAGACGCAAAUUUUUUGCUUUCCCAGUGCUUAUAAGAGUUAGGUUUACACUGCAGACGACAGUGUGCAAUAGCAUUAUCUCUAAAAAACAAUGUACUUACCUUAAUUUAAAAACACUUUAUUGCUAAAAAAUGCUAACAUCGUCUCAGCCUUUGGCGAGUUGUAAUCUUUUUGCUGGUGGAGGGUUUUGUAAAAAAGGCAGUAUCUGCGAACUGCAAUAAAGCAAGCUGUGCCCGUAAAUGGUAAGUGGAGUGGUAACUGGUCCUUUGCCCGUGUGAGCAGUGGGCGUGUGGGGGCUCCUGGAGGGACUCCCCAGGGGGCUCCAGGCAGGCCGGGGGCCCCAUACACUCGGCUCCCGUAGGGAGACCACACGGCAUGUGCAGACGCCAUGCUGUGUACUCCACAUACAGCGCCUCAUUUUACUGGGGGGGAAACUGAGGCUCAGGGACAUAAAAGAAUUUUCUGGAGUUCAGGGGCAGCGAUCUUUAUUGUGCUCAGUAGUCACCCCUGUAGGACCAGUACAGCCUGGUCAUCCUGACACAGUGGCCCUGAGCCCCUAGGGACCAUCUCAGUGUUCCCCCGAGGGUUUCGGUGGUCCCACUGAGGCCACCCCCUCUUCGCUCCUGUGUAUUUAAAGUGGCUGUCGCUCCAGACACCUUUUGGCUUUGAGAUCACCACAGCCCGAGGGGGGCGGGUUCCUGCUGGGACCUGCUGUCUGUGCCCCAGCCUGUCAUCAGGGGCUACGGGGCCCGGCGGGCUGUGACCAUUUUAUUGGCCUGUACUUUGCUUCUGGGGCCCAGGGGGAGGCUUCUGGCUUUGGUGAGGCCACCCCUCUCAGCCAGUUAACCGCCGCAGAAAGGGCUGGUGACCUCCAUAGGGAGCACAGGGAUCCCCCGCUGGGUUGUCGAGCCAAAUUCCCAUUUGAUUUAAUUACACUCUCUUUCUUUAAAUUACUCCCUGUCCCACUCCAGUUUCAAUUGGCAACAGUUUUUUUAAUUUGCUGUAGUAAAAUUGUUGGCAGCUGGCAGCUGCUGAUCUGCAUAAAAUCCGCACAGCCUCGGAAGCUGAGGCAUUUCGGAGCUGAGGCUGGCUUCCCGGUGUGUGUCCCAGGCGUCUUUCUUUACUUGUGGAUCCUCUGUGUAAUCUUAAAAUACUUUCUCGUGUGAUUGUCAGCCAGAUAAACACAGACGAGCUGUGUGCCCUUGUGAGCAAGGGGCAGCCGCAGCCGUUCAAUACCAUCUGGCCCCUGAGGACGUUAACAUUUCUGCCCGCGCCGCAGCCAGACACACGAUCCAUCACCCCCACGUUAAUGGCCUUGCAGAGUUGCUUACUGACUGGGGCAACGAUCUUUCCAAAGUGCUUUCUCUGUGGCUUCCGCGGCCCGAGGGUAGGGCUGCUUGGCUGGGGUCUCAGCCUGGGGUGCUUCCCCUCACCCCCUGCCACUGGGCGCCCACCCUCCAGCCCUGGUCUCGGGCCAGCAGGGCCUUGUCUAAUUAGCUCUCCUUGGCCGCCCUGGGGCCCUGGGGUUGCCUGCAGGGAGAGGGCAGCCACCUCUCCCCGUGCCCAGGGCACAAAGAGCAGGGAGCCCCAGGGACAGGGCUGGCCCAGGUGUCUGAGAACGGGUGGCUUUGAUAAAAUUAAAAAUAUAUACAUUGAUUUGCUUUCUGUAUUAAAAGAAGUACAAAGAGGAAACUGCAGGGCCAGGGGCAGGGGGAGGACCCUAUCACACACACGGAGGCUGCGGCUCCCAGCGGGACAGGUGGCCUUGCCUCCGGUCCUCAGUGGCCUUAUCUGUAAAAUGGGAGGAAGAACCGAACCCACCUGGGGGCUGUGGAGUCACCGUUAAUGUUAGUAACACCACCCGUAAAGCUCUCGAGACGGUGCCUGGUGCAGCAGAGAGCCCACUGUUCUGAAAUACACGGAGGAACGAGUUUCCGAGGGGUACAGAAGAGAAGGGUCUGCC